UUUUUUAGUAAUUUUAUGAUGUGGAAAGUAUCUAAAACUGAAUUUAGUCCAUUGAAAAAUAUAGAAGGCGUUGAUUGUCGUUCAAAGUGUGUUUUGGACUUUAAUUCUUUUGCUGGAGAUGAUAUUCGAGAAAUGGUUAAACAAUUUUGUAGGAAGAAGAAAUGAAGAAAUUUUUGGUUUUUGAUGGGUUUUAUAAAAAUUGUUUCUGAGGAAAGGAGAGAGGGAGGAAAAGGGGGAGACUAAAAAAUAUUUAAAAUUAUAAUU
This is a messenger RNA of Meloidogyne enterolobii, 264 nucleotides long. NCBI's taxonomy places the organism in Eukaryota, Metazoa, Nematoda, Chromadorea, Rhabditida, Meloidogynidae. The record is from the annotation of a GenBank genome assembly.